Messenger RNA from Moneuplotes crassus, 570 nucleotides. The record is from the annotation of a GenBank genome assembly. NCBI's taxonomy places the organism in Eukaryota, Ciliophora, Spirotrichea, Euplotida, Euplotidae.
AUGGAUUCUAAGAAAAUUAACAAUAGUAACGCCAAAGAAUGAGGAGACUCUGCCACUAGAUUUGAUAGUAUCCUGAGAAACAUUUUCAUUCAAAGCUCAGCUAUCCUGUCUGGAGUCACAAACGCUAAGGACUUCUCCGGAGUCUGAGAAGUAGGCACAGGAUGAGAACUUGCAACAAGAAUGUUCACGUCUGGAGUGGUGCAGAAAGGAGCUACUACUUACUUUACUAAUGAAUUGGCUAGGGACGCUAACAAGAGUAUUGCUAUAGAUUUUUUAAACUCAGAUUUAGCUCUAAAUUCAAAAGCAAAAUACGAGCAAAUUGAGAGAUCUGAAUCUGUUGACAUUAAUGAAUAUGCUAAGAAGAGUAGGGGAUUAGAAAGAGAAAAUCCUUCCUCAAAAACCAAACACGUAAAGCUACUAUAUCCAGCCAAGGCAUUCGACUUCUACCUCUGGAUUCUUUCCCUAAAUUUGAUCAACAAUCUUCAAAACACAGCUAAGAGAAGGAUAUCUGGAGAUGCAAAUAAAUGCCGUGGAAGAAUUCAUAGCGGUUUAAUGUAUCGAAAAAUGUAA